Acanthaster planci (crown-of-thorns starfish) is the source of this 6756-nucleotide messenger RNA. RefSeq lists its product as uncharacterized. Lineage: Eukaryota; Metazoa; Echinodermata; Asteroidea; Valvatida; Acanthasteridae. Gene Ontology annotation, biological process: protein ubiquitination; negative regulation of organ growth. The record is from RefSeq and is a predicted model, not a curated record. Gene Ontology annotation, molecular function: ubiquitin-protein transferase activity.
GUACGAAGGAAUGCUAGCUACGCGUACCAUACAUAAAACUCUUGGGGGCAAUGGAGCAGCAUUUCUAUGGGUACACAACCGUCAUGAAAUCCCUGUUCAUGCCCUGUCAAACGUCAUGUACAUGUAUAUGUACAGCCUAUGGCAAAAAAGGGUCGUUUUCUGUGGGAUUUGUGGGAGCAGGGCAGAUGUCAGACCCCACAGUUCUUGGGUAUAGGAUUGUCACAAACUUUGAAUCUUAAUAUCUUCUGAAAUGGAAAUGACUGGACAAUUUUACUUGCGCCAACAUAUUCCUCAGAGUUUGGACUUUUCACGGGCACCCUAAAACUUUCCAAAACCGUAAGUUUUCCAAUGUACAUGUAUGGCACCUUAAAAAACCCGACCUGUGGUACAUGCUUACCGUGGAUGGGUGCGGAUGGUGUAGUGUACUGUACAUACAUGUAUAUGUAUUAAUGUUACUCAAAUUUCAUUUCUCUGUUCGUCUGGCACACAAGCAAUGACUCUCAAGGUGACAGGAACCAGUUUUGUUGUGACUGUCGCGAGCCUUGAAAUCUGACACACAAAGCAUUGCCUUUGUUAACAAGCAUUAUUUUCAAUCCCGCAGUUUGGAUUUCAAGCAUUAAAGUCAUGCCUUGAAGUAGGGCUGUGAUGGCAACAGAAAACAGAUUUCCAAAGAGAGGCAUUUGCAGCCCUAUUUGUGGGGCUAACCAGGAGGAUAAGUGCUUUACUAAAUAUCAAUAUGCUAGGCUUGUUGAUGGAGUAACACAGGAGUUUAUCUAGCUCCGUUAAUUCAUUAAAUUUCACCUAACAAAUCGCCUUAAAUCUCUGCGAAUCUUGCCCAUCGAGCAAGGAAAUUAUCGAUAACAUUCAAUACUAUCCUUCGCUGCAUUCUGGAUAUCAAUAUGCCGCCGACAAAAGAUAAAAAACAACCAGUUACGGUCGAUGCAAACAGCACGCCCAUGCCUGAAUCAACUGACAAUGCCUAUGAGUCCACCAUUACGUAAGAUGCAUCAGUAACCAAACUUUCAUUAAUAGAGGUCCUACAAAAUGAGCUACAGGAAUCCCAAGCAGGAAUUCCAGGUAAACUAGACUUGGUUAUCUCCAAUCAAGAAUCCCUGCUGCAAAGAAUGGACAGUAUGGAAUCCAGACAAACGGAUAUGGAAAAGUCAGUAAUCCGCACCUCCGAAUGUAUUGAUGAAAUCAAGGCCAAAAACCAAGAUCUCCAAUCAAAGUUGGACAAAGUCACAGUACAGUUGUAUGAAGCAGAGAAAAAAGUUGCCCAACAUGAAGCCUCAACUCUCAACCCAGAACACUAUUCCAGAAGCUACAUGUAUAACAUCAGAUUCGGAGGGAUUCCGGAACUAUCAAAUGAACCACCUGCUACCCAUAUAAUAAAAGUAAAGAAAUCUUGUCAGAAAAAUGUCAACUGGAGCCUAAAAUUGAGAAUGCCCACCGCUCUGGACCUCCUUCCAGAUCGCCCAAUAGUAGACCUCGGCCCAUCCUAGCCAAGUUCUUGUAUCGACCAGAGAGACAGGCAGUACUACUUAAGGAAAAGGCAACUCUGACUGACUGUGGCAUCUACAUGGUCCAAGACCUACCGGCAGCAGAUGUCGCAGGGAAGAAAGCACUCAAAGAAGUCAUGGACAAAGCAUACAAGGCCGGCAAGAGACCCGUCUUUCGCAACGGACAGUUAUUUAUCAAUGGUCAGAGGUAUACUCCCACUCGACCCUCCCAACUCAUAAAAGCUUGCCAAGAGACCAAGAUCAAGAUGGCCCAUGCUGAGGUUGUAGAUGUAGAUGACAGUGCUCUGUCACACAGGUUGCAAAAGCCACAUGGCAUGCAUGCAGCAGUCCUACUAGACCUAUGGAGCAGCAGUGAUGAAGAAGCUAGCCACAGUAUUCACUCUCACGAACUGGCGCCUGACACACCGAGCCCUGCUGAAAGAUUAGAGUCCCGGUUUCCAGCAGACAGCAAAUCAAGUCUUCAACGUGUACAUGAGGAUGAUACUAGUGAGAUUGUCUCACACCAGUCACAGACAUUGCUUGUCAGAUCCCGGCAUGCUGCGGCCAAACACAUCUUACCCAAGAGCUUGCUGACACAAGUACACAGCAGGCACAAAUCAACGGCACCUUUGCGAAGCCAGAAAAGAACAGCAAUGAACUCAGUUUCUUCAUCCCAGCUUGCCAGGAGUUCCUCACCUGUUUUCCUUCACGGACCUAAGACAGUCUCCCUGCUUCCCCACAAAAAGUUACCCACUCGGACACCAGAAAGUUCAGACAGCAGCACUGAAGAAGAUAGUGAUAACGAGUCAAAGAACAUCACUGCCAGGAAGCACAAUACGUAUUUCAAGAAAAAAGGAAACAAAGCAGGAGUUCUAAAGAGGGCAAGUAGCUUAAAUUGGGAGAAUAGUUCUGGAGACGCUGAGUCAGUGUCUGUGAGUGUGAAGGAUAGUACAGAUACAUGCAACUCUUACCCAGGGACCCAAGCCAGUUGGCAGUCAGAAAGGGAGCCUAAAAGCUGCAAACUCAACCGGCAUUUGUUAAUUGGAAGAAGCUCAGGCAGUAGUAGUUCAUCAGAUUCAGAAUCACUUCUCUCUCCAGCCAAGUCACAGCGAGGAAAAGUACAAAGAACCACUGUAAGAACAGUUCCCGAGAACUUCUGUGAAAAUGCAGCCACCCUGGAGACAGCAUCAUCUUGCCACAAGCAUGGUGAACACUUGGAAAGGCCAGGAAGAGGCAAGCGGGAACUGAGCAGAGGUGAGGGUCAAGUCCAGAGGGCUAAACGGGUCAGAGUGUCACUGACAUUCAGCAGUGUGUCAUCUGAUUCAUCAAGUUCCUCAGACUCUGAAGUAAGUGAAAGUACCUGUACCAAGUCAGAUUGGUCAUGUUUCAAGUCUCAAGAGAACACCCUAGAAACAGUCUGCAGAAGCAAGGAGUACAUCAAGCCUAGAUGUGGCCAACAAAGCACUAGUCCUAAAAGGGCAACUAAACAGAAAAUGGUGACCCUGUUUGGAAGGACAUCAAGUGAAGAUGGCGAGGAUACAACAGAAGAAGAUGUUCAGGAAGUCUUGGAUGACCAGAGGGAUGAUACAGAAGAUGCCCUGGCAAGCUCUGUUGCAUCUGGUACUUUCACCAUCGGGAAGAAACCAUGUUCUGGUUCAGAGAGGGACGACUCAGUCAUACUCAUAGACAUCACUCAAAGUGCUGAGAGAGGGGCUUUGGCUGGACAUUCUAGGCCAAAGUUGAAAACAAAUCCUUUGUCUAAACAAAGAUGUGGCAAAAAUUCUGAAGGGUUGUCCCCUGUCUUUCCUGUACAUUUACCCACCCACAAGGGGCUAUCUGGAAGAUUUGACGAUACUUGUGCACCCUUGUUUGUCAAUAACUUGGCAGUCGAUGGAGCAUUCAAGACUACUCAUACCAAUUCAUCAAAAGCAGCAAAAAGCUCACACCACAUUCUUGGCCAUAUCCCAAAAGAUGUGUUGUCCAUGUCACCUGUUUUGGAAACAGAAGGAUCGCAAUCAGGUAAAUUAUCUUCUUGUGCAAAGCAACAGAUUAAUACCGCUGUGGUCCAGGAUUAUUCUCAAUGUCGAUCACAGUCACCAGUCUUUGGUUCUCAAUCACAAGUCAUCAGUUCUCAAUCACCUGUCAUCGGUUCUCAAUCACCAGUCAUCAGUUCUCAAUCACCUGUCAUCGGUUCUCAAUCACCAGUCAUCAGUUCUCAAUCACCAGUCUUUGCUUCUCCAUUACCAGCCAUGUGUUCUCAAAUGCCAGUCAUUGGUUCUCACUUGCCAGUCAGUGGUUCUCAGUUGCCUGUAAUCGGUUCUCAGUCAACAGUCAUCAGUUCUUAUUUGCCGGUCUGUGGUUCUUCAUCACCAGCCUUGCAUGUAGGUUUUCAGUCUCCAGUCUUUGGUCCCACCUCUGCCGGCAGUGGGAGUUUGGAAAAAAGGGAUGGUAAGUUUUCUUCAAACCAAGGCAAGCAAAGCAGCCACAUGUCAUCUGAAGCAAAGUCAUCCAAUUCCCAAGGGAACACAACUGCCACAGACGUGGGCAAUGAAUUCUAUUUUCCCACAACCUCCUUUGAGGAGAAUCAUCACCAGUGGUUGAAAGAAGUUCCAAAUACAGCUCACACUGAGACUCCUGCAACAUCUGGCCCCUCUAAAAACUCAGUCACUAUUUUCAAUAGAAGCUUCUUUGGAAACUCACAAGAGGAAGAGGAAUCUGUUUGCUUUCCUGAUGCAAAAGAUACAGGACAUUUAUCUUGCAAAGAGGAUUGCCAGCAAAGGUUGGGGCAAAUUCCAAGUCCAUUAGAAGCAUGCAACGAGGGCAAUCCAAAAUCUUCCCUCUGGCCAGUUGGUGGUAGGAGGAGACAUAAAGGUUUAGAAAGCAAAUUUAGGGCCAUGCACUCAUCUCAUUCACAAAAUGCUCCACAUUCAACGGAAGAUCAUCAUCAGCAGUUAGGCCAGAUGAGGGGGGACAUCGAGAUUGUGUUGAGCUCUUCAUCGUCGGGUUUUGACAGGACUAGGCAUUACGGCAAAGGGAUAAAGAAAAAAACAUUUCACCAAGAUGCUAAACAAGACAGAAAUCAGAGCUUUCAACGGCACAAAAGAUCAAAGGGUAGUCCUUUGAUUCAAUCCAAAGGGCAAGUAAACAAUGCACAUGCACAAGACCGUCAUGUAGAAGAAGUCAGAAGUCAAGCAAUAACACAACAGAUCCACAGUGCGAGUUCACAGACCACUGUUAAUAGAACAUUUCCAGAUUCCCACCUUGAUGUUCAAGUGCUAGACAGUCUCAGCUCCACCCAAAGCUCAGUCAGAUUACCUGUGAAGGCACGGCAAAAGGCAAGGCGCAGUGUGCACUCUGAAGUGUCUGGAAACCAAGGGGCAAGACAGAAGAGGAACAACAAAUUUGGCAGGAGCACCACAGUCUCACAACCUGACGUCCAAGUUGUUGAGAAGCAGGGCUCUAGACUAGAUGAAAAAGAGCCGUCUGAGAGAAAAACAAGAACUGGACGUGUGGUGUUCUCUGAUAGCACUGAUUCAACAGACAUUGAUGUUGUGGAGCUAGUGCGACAGCUGGAUGAAGAUGAGAAGAUGGCGAAACAGCUCCAAGAGCAUUUUGAUGCAGAGCUUGCCAGACUUACCCAGCAACACAACGAGAUAAUGUCUGAUGUUCCACAGCUUCUUGAGCCCAUUGCCAUCCCUCCCCCAUUACCCACUCUGCCACACCCCCCACCACUCUUUCCCAAUCCCCUGACCAUCAUACCCCCGGUGCCAGGCAGAGGGCAGGAGAUGAGAUGGAGGGAUGACUUGAUGGACAUGAACCCUGUCAAUGCUUCCAUGAUGGCAGAGAUGGGACGCUUCCUGAAUGCCAACACGGAGACUCAACCCGGCUAUGGCUAUCGCGGGAGACAACGUAGAGGUCGUGCCAGGGGUCGAGGUAGGUCACGAACCAGAGGUCAUCACCAAGUGGAGCCCGAUGGGAAUGAUUAUGAGCAACUCUGGAACCUAGUAGAGAGGGUCGGUGAUGUUGUGUCCAAGGGCCUGCCAGCCUCCUCAAUCAACCUGCUGCCCACGUUCCUCUACUCGUCAGGCCAAGAUUCCAGCGAGAAGGAGUGCUCCAUCUGCAUGGGCGACUACGAACUGGGCGAGAACAUGCGGCGCCUUCCCUGCUUCCACUUCUACCAUGCAGCCUGCAUCGACAAAUGGCUGAAGGACAAUCGGAUCUGCCCUGUUUGCCGAGAAGAAGUCAACUUUGAAGCAGUGAAUUUCACGUGAUGACAUCUCCCGCCUAGACUAAAGAUCUGUCAAUGCCACAGUAUCCCCGCAGUACUUGUACAUCAGUAAUAGCAUUGAAGGCAGCAGAAACUCAGUGUAGGAACGCUCCGUUAUCACUGUAAUGGUGUAAUGGUGAACAAUUCCGCCUUGGAUCAACUGAAGAUGUUAACAGACUGCAGUCACAGUUACAAGCGUGAGGGGUAAAUACGCUUUUUAUCAGGCAUGUAAGAGUCCAUUGACUUCUGUGCAAAUGGUGAAUUGUUGUAGAGGCUGUAGAGGAGCAUGGUUCAAUAUUCAUCUGCAGGUCUUUGAUAUUUCAUAUUUUACCUUACCUCUCCAAUCUCCCGACCCAGAAAGGGCUAGGGUAUACUCAGUUCCAACCAUUAUCGCAGUAACUGUAUUAUCGCGGCAUUGGAAAUUUUGAAUUUUGCAUUGCCAGUGAGUUUCCACUUGGCAAAUUUCACCCAGGUAAUCAAUGAAUUAUGGCCCGAGGAUAUGUUUUAUGAAAACACAGUGAAAAAUUUUGCAGGUUUCCGUAAGGUUUGAUAGUUUUCAAAUUAGAUGUCACUUUUCUGAAAUUUGAAAACUUUUCUUUGUCAUGUCCUUCAUUACCUACCAUCUGUCUCUUUAACAGUUAUUUUUAAUGCCACCCUGCCCUUAGAUAUGUGUUGAUGGGUUCCCAUAUGUCACUUUCAAAAUGGCCAAAGGUGUCUAAAGACACUAAGGGCUUCUGCGCUGAAAAUUUUUUGUUUCAUGAGUAAAGCGCGCCCCCAAUCUCAAUUAGAAUAGACUUUGCAUCAAUUGUACUUCUACCCCCGGGGCAGUUAUGAUUGAAUCGACAUUAAUAUCUCAAUUUUUUUGCUUUCCUUAAACAACUUGAAGAAUUUGCUAGGGAUAUUUCUAACUAUAGCUAUCCCUAACAGUCCCAAAUCCUCCGAUUUCAAUAUGAUUUUUACAUACACCCUAGGGGGUUAUGGUUAAUUUUG